Molecule: messenger RNA, 3973 nt
Organism: Oncorhynchus masou masou (cherry salmon)
Lineage: Eukaryota; Metazoa; Chordata; Actinopteri; Salmoniformes; Salmonidae
Product: palmitoyltransferase ZDHHC16A-like
Exons: 11
Coding region: 149-1315 (388 amino acids)
Biological process (GO): protein palmitoylation
Cellular component (GO): Golgi apparatus
Molecular function (GO): palmitoyltransferase activity
Source: RefSeq, a predicted model, not a curated record
GAGGUGUAGCGUUUGGCUAAAAACGAAGCCCGCGCCAGAGUAUCUAUCUUUCAAGUAUUCGCCUCCGAAUAAUUUAAACCUACUUCGGUAUAAUGGCCAGAGAUAACACCUUUCUCGCGGGUGGCGUGCGAUCCUAAGAAAGAGCAGAAUGCGGCCGUGCCCCACCUUCCUGCUGGUGCUGCUGCGCUGGGUGCGGUUGCGCAUGUGCGCCAGACGGUGGCGCUACAGCAAUGGCAACAACAGUAGACUACCGCUGUGUGUUAGACAGAGAUGGGCCUACCUCAAACUGAUGGUUAACUCCCUCUAUUACAACUCCCUCACCAACUCUGAUGUCGUCAUGGACUCACUGAUGGAACCCAUCUUCUGGAUCGUGGACCUACUUACCCGCUGGUUCGGGGCGGUGUUUGUCUGUCUGGUGGUGAUACUGACCAGUUCUAUCCUGCUGAUAGCCUACGUGGGUCUGCUGCCCCUGAUUCUCAACACCUACUCUCCACCCUGGAUAGUCUGGCACAUCGGUUAUGGACACUGGAACCUCAUCAUGAUUGUCUUCCACUACUAUAAAGCCACCAAAACCGCCCCAGGAUACCCCCCUACGGUAAAGAAUGACAUUCCAUUUGUGUCCGUGUGUAAGAAGUGUAUCAUCCCCAAACCAGCCAGGACUCACCACUGUGGAAUCUGCAACACGUGCAUUCUGAAAAUGGAUCAUCAUUGUCCGUGGCUGAAUAACUGUGUUGGCCAUUUUAACCAGCGCUACUUCUUCUGCUUCUGUCUCUCCAUGACCCUGGGCUGUGUCUACUGCAGCAUCAGUGGCCGGAACCUCUUCCUAGAUGCUUAUAGUGCUAUAGAGCGCUUCAAACACAUGGACUUGGAUAAAUCAGGUGUCCCGGUUACAGGGAUGGGGCAACUCAUAGGAAUCUUACCUCCUGGGCAGAGCACCUACCAGACCCCUCCUCCUCCCUACACGUUCAGAGACAAGAUGUUCCACAAGAGUAUCAUCUACAUGUGGGUAUUAACUAGCACGGUGGCCGUAGCUCUGGGGGGGCUGACUAUCUGGCACGCAGUGCUGAUAUCCCGAGGAGAGACCAGCAUAGAGAGACACAUCAACAACAAGGAGGCCGAACGCAUGGCCAAACAUGGCAAGGUGUACAAGAACCCCUUUAACUAUGGCAGACUAAACAAUUGGAAAGUCUUCUUUGGUGUGGAGAAGAGAAGUCAUUGGCUGACGCGAGUCCUCCUGCCCUCUGGACAUGCCCCCUAUGGGAACGGCCUGACCUGGGACAUCUGUCCAAUCAGAAAAGACAUGAUUCCCGUCUGAGCCAAAUAGAAAAUAACUGACUUGAGACAUCUACCCAAUAAAGAAAUACCUGAUGGCUGUCUGAACCCUGACCACACAGACUGUCUACAGAGAGAACUACAUUUCCCUGUUGCCCCUGUUCCCUACAGGUGCUGAAGACCGAUGACCAGGUUAUAUAGAUGAGAAGUGGAGUUCUGAGCUGGAGAGUGAAUACUCAAGAGAACUACAGGGAUGGCCAGCAGGGAAGAGAUGGGGAAUGUUUGCAGCGCCCAAGUGAAACAAACCUGGUCAUUUCCAUGUAAAAGGACCCAUGAGCACCAACAUGUGAAGUUCAUAGGAGCAUGUCAAAUUUGGUGUCAAAUGAAAGCUAUGAGUCAAUAUUUUUGAGAAAUGAAUGCAUAUAUACAGUUGAAGUCAGAAGUUUACAUACACUUAGACUGGAGUCACUUAAACUUGUUUUUCAACCACUCCACAAGAUUCUUGUUAACAAACUAUAGUUUUGGCAAGUCGGUUAGGACAUCUACUUUGUGCAUGACACAAGUAACUAUCACAAUUCCAGUGGGUCAGAAGUUUACAUACACUAAGUUGACUGCCUUUAAACAGCUUGGAAAAUUCCAGAACAUGUCAUGGCUUUAGAAGCUUCUGAUGGGCUAAUUUACAACAUUUCAGUCAUUUGGAGGUGUACCUGUAGAUUUAUUUCAAGGACUACCUUCAAACUCAGUGCCUCUUUGCCUGACAUCAUGGGAAAGUCAAAAGAAAUCAGCCAGGACCUCAGGAAAACAAAUUGUAGACCUCCACAAGUCUGGUUCAUCCUUGGGAGCAAUUUCCAAAUGCCUGAAGAUACCACGUUCAUCUGUACAAACAAUAGUACGCAAGGAUAAACACCAUGGUACCACGCAGCCGUCAUGCAUCUCAGGAAGUAGACUCAUUCCGUGUCCUAGAGAUGAACGUAUUUUGGUGCGAAAUGUGCAAAUCAAUCCCAGAACAACAGCAAAGGACCUUGUGAAGAUGCUGGAGGAAACGGGUACAAAAGUAUCUAUAUCCACAGUAAAACGAGACCUAUAUCGGCAUAACCUGAAAAGCUGCUCGGCAAGGAAGAAGCCACUGCUCCAAAACCACCAUAAAGCCAGACUAUGGUUUGCAACUGCACAUUGGGACAAAGAUCGUACUGAUGAAACAAAAAUAGAACUGUUUGGCUAUAAUGACCAUCGUUAUGCUUGGAGGAAAAAGGGGGAGGCUUGCAAGCCGAAGAACACCACCCCAACCGUGAAGCACGGGGGUGGCAGCAUCAUGUUGUGGGGGUGCUUUCCUGCAGGAGGGACUGGUGCACUUCACAAAAUAGAUAGCAUCAUGAGUGAGGAGAAUGAUGUGGAUAUAUUGAAGCAUCAUCUCAAGACAUCAGUCUGGAAGUUAAAGCUUGGUCGCAAAAUGGGUCUUCCAAAUGGACGAUGACCCCAAGCAUACAUCCAAAGUUGUGGCAAAAUGGCUUAAGGACAACAAAGUCAAGGUAUUGGAGUGGCCAUUACAAAGCCCUGACCUCAAUCGCAUAGAAAAGUUGUGGGCAGAACUGAAAAAGCGUGUGCGAGCAAGGAGGCCUACAAACCUGACUCCGUUACACCAGCUCUGUCAGGAGGAAAGGACAAAAUUCACCUUGUUUAACUUGUUGUGGGAAGCUUGUGGAAGGCUACCUGAAACGUUUGACCCAAGUUAAACAAUUUAAAGGCAAUGCUACCAAAUACAAAUUGAGUGUAUGUGAACUUCUGACCAACUGGAAUUGUGAUGACAUAAAUAAAAGCUGAAAUAAAUCAUUCUCUCUACUAUUAUUCUGACAUUUCACAUUCUUAAAUUAAAGUGGUGAUCCUAAUUGACUGAAGACAGGGACUUUUACCUAGGAUUAAAUGUCAGGAAUUGUGAAAAACUGAGUUUAAAUAUAUUUGGCUAAGGUGUAUGUAAACUUGCGACUUCAACUGUAAAUGUUUAAAUGAUUUUACAUCCUAAAAAUGUGGAAUAGGCAAACGCUUUGAUUUUUUUGUCAAACAGAUGGAAAAGGAGUCUUGGAAGACAUCUACCAGAAAAAGUCUUAAAAUGUAUUAGAAAUAUAUCAAAGGACAAUACUAUUGAAGUAAAGACCCCUGCCAACUAAUGGCAACACAUUUUUAGCUUAGGAUAACUUUUUCUGCCUUCUGUAAGUUUUAAGAAACAUUGCCUUUUGCCUUGAAAUUCCUUUACCAGAAACCCACAUAUCUUUAAAAUAUUUAAAACAUUUCUCCUUUACUUGUUACUCCUUCCAGAAGUAACAGGUAAAAGUAUAACUAUCAAUUAGUGAUAGUGUUUUUACUUUAUGAAUUAAGGUAUUAACUUUUAAUUCUGUUACCAAAUUGGUAACAGAAUUUCUGCAAUUUAAUUGGCUACAAUGGGAAAUCAUAGUAUUCGCAUACCAAAGUUGUGUCACCUGCUACUGUCCUCCUUUCCACUGGCAUACUUUUAUGUUCAGCUUAUAACUGUUUUGUUUUUGUCUAGUGGCCAAAGUCACUAGACAGAAAUUAAUUGUAACCUCUUAACAGCUUUUACUGACACCUACCCAUGAGUCCUCUCUUUCCAUUUACUGAAACCAGCCUCUUCUACUGAGCAUCGGAUGUCCAUGGACGUAAAAAGUAGUUAAAAUUUGGUUCAAUCUGC